Molecule: messenger RNA, 1095 nt
Organism: Corylus avellana
Lineage: Eukaryota; Viridiplantae; Streptophyta; Magnoliopsida; Fagales; Betulaceae
Product: F-box/kelch-repeat protein At3g17530-like
Molecular function (GO): protein binding
Source: RefSeq, a predicted model, not a curated record
AUGGUGAUGCGGACCAGUUACUUGCCCGAAGAUUUGCUCAGAGACAUUCUCUUGAGGCUACCGGUCAAGCACCUCGUUCGUUUAAGGUUGGUAUGCAAAUCUUGGUCCACCUUACUAAAAAGUCGUGAUUUUACGACCACCCGCCUCAACCGCUCUGCCAAUCACGGCGGUCACCUACUUGUUUACCGUAAACGAUGUACAAGCCAUUCGCUGAGCUUGAUAUCGGUCAAAGCACUCAAUGUGGCGGUCAAGAUAGAAACUCCAGAAAAGAUAGGAAGUCCAGGAAAAGGAAUGGUGGUGGGUUCUUGCAAUGGUUUAGUCUGUUUAUAUAAUGGCGGGAGGAAUAUUACGUUAUGGAAUCCUGCUACUGGAGAAGACAAGAUUCUACCUCCACUUGGCAUCAACCCCAAGUCUCGGGCCAACCUCAACAGCGUAGGAUUUGGUUACCAUCUUAAUGAUUACAAGGUGGUGAGAAUUUUGUAUUCGCGCGGUGAACCUCUAGAUCGUCCUGCCUCAACCCAAGUUGAGGUGUACUCAACGAGUACAGGUUGUUGGAGAGUAUUCGAUGCCAUUGUGCCCUGUUUUAUCAAUAAUCUUAACUCUUCGGUAAUCUUGAAAGGAGUGCCCUAUUGGAUUGGUCAUUCGUACAAUACUUUUCGUUAUACUUAUAGGGAAUGUGUCAUAUAUUUUGACAUGGGCAAGGAGGUGUUUCAGCAGAUGCACACGCCGCCAGACGCGGAAGGUUCUUACAAGAAGCUCGGGGUAUGGAAUGAAUCCCUGGCUUUAAUCCGCACUCAAUUGGUGGUGAGCGAUUGCGUUGACAUUUGGGCGAUGAUGAAAGAUGAUGAUGGGGUUGACGAGCGUUGGAUCAAAGUGACGAGGAUUAAUUCACCCUGUCCAAGUUUUGGGAUGCUGCUGGGGUGUUGGGGAGAUGGCGUGCUCGUAUGGCAGAAUGAUCAUAACUAUAAGUUGUUGGUGUAUGAUCAUAAUAUCAAAGCAGUAAACAAACUUUCACCUGAUGCUGGGGUGGAUCGCACAUGCUCGCAUAUUUCUACCUGCAUUUUUACUUACAUGGAGAGCCUCGUUCCUCUGUGA